AUGACGGAUGAUGCCAACACCCCUCUUGCCCUUCGUUCCUCUGGCCCUCCCCUUCUCUCCGUCCACAAUCUACACACGUACUUCCCUCAGGAAGAAGGGACGGUCAAGGCCGUCGAUGGCGUCAGCUUCGAUCUCUACCCCGGCCGCACGCUCGGUAUUGUGGGGGAAAGCGGCUGUGGAAAGAGCAUGACGGCCAGGUCGAUCUUGCGAAUUGUUGACCGCCCCGGGCGUAUUGUCGCCGGGGAGAUCCGGUUUCGCCGCCGCAAACAACUCGAUGCCAACAGCGAUGACAUGCGGGCGGUCCGCGGCGCCGAAAUCGCCCUCGUCUUCCAAGAGCCGAUGUCAUCGUUCAGUCCCGUCCAUACGAUAGGCAAUCAGAUUGUCGAAGCCAUCCUGUUGCACCAAAAGGUAAGCAAACGGCAGGCACGGGCACGCGCCAUCGAGGUGUUCCGUGACGUUGGCAUUCCCCUCCCAGAGCAGCGUCUCGACGCCUACGCGCAUCAAUUGAGCGGCGGCUUGCGUCAGCGCGCCAUGAUCGCCAUGGCCCUGGUGUGCAACCCCAGCCUGCUGAUCGCCGACGAGCCAACCACGGCGCUGGACGUCACAACCCAGGCGCAGAUUCUGGAUCUCUUGCGCCACCUGCAACAAGAAUACGGUAUGGCCAUCAUGCUCAUUACCCAUGACCUCGGGGUCAUCGCUGAAAUGGCGGAUGACGUCGUGGUGAUGUAUCUCGGGCGCGUUGUCGAACACGCACCGGUGGACGAACUCUUCCACGCCCCCAAACAUCCUUACACGCAAGCCCUGCUACGCUCGAUUCCCCAUAUCCGCUCCCGCCCGCGUGAGCGCCUGGCAUCUGUCGCCGGGUCCGUGCCAGACCUGCAGAAGCUCUUCCCGAUUCGUAAGGGCUUUUGGAAGCGGACCGUGGGGCAUGUGCGGGCCGUUGAUGGGGUGAGUUUCACCCUCAAUGAAGGGGAAACGCUCGGGCUCGUGGGGGAGAGCGGUUGUGGCAAGACCACUACCGCACGCUGUAUUUUGCAAGCGCUGAAGCCAACCCAGGGACAAAUCUUGUUCCGCACGGAGGCGGGCGCGGUCGUCGACGUGGCCACCUUGGACAAAACCGAGCUGCGGGCGCUCCGACGAGAAAUGCAGAUGGUCUUCCAAGACCCCUUUACGUCUCUCAACCCGCGCAUGACCCUGCUCGACAUUGUGGGCGAGCCUUUACGGGUACAUGGGAUGAAGAAACGCCGUGAACGCGAAGCGCGGGUGGCCGAACUCCUGCGUUUGGUUGGGCUGCGGGCGGAAUACAUGCGGCGCUUCCCGCACGCCUUCAGUGGUGGCGAACGGCAACGCAUCGGCAUUGCCCGGGCUUUUGCGCUGCAUCCACGCCUGGUGAUCGCCGACGAGCCGGUAUCGGCGUUGGACGUCUCUGUGCAAGCGCAAAUUCUCAACUUGCUGCUUGACCUGCAAACGGAGCUGCGCCUGACCUACCUUUUUGUGGCGCAUGACCUGAGUGUGGUGAAGCAUAUUAGCGACCGGGUGGCCGUCAUGUAUGUUGGGCAGCUGGUCGAGUUAGCACCCACUGAGCAGCUUUUUAUGGCUCCCAAACACCCUUACACGGAUGCCCUGCUUUCCGCCGUGCCUGAACCCGACCCGCGCCAGCGUACACGACGUAUUGUCCUGCAAGGCGAGGUGGCCAACCCCGCCGAUCCGCCCUCCGGGUGUUACUUUCACCCCCGUUGUCCACAUGCAAUUGAGGUUUGCCGUACGCAGGCGCCGACGUGGGAAGAGGUCGCACCGCAGCAUUUUGCGCGUUGUCACCGCGCCCACGAGUUGCAGCUCAUAGGUGUGGAAGAAGUCGCCAGGACCACCUAA
Geodia barretti is the source of this 1872-nucleotide messenger RNA. The record is from the annotation of a GenBank genome assembly. NCBI's taxonomy places the organism in Eukaryota, Metazoa, Porifera, Demospongiae, Tetractinellida, Geodiidae.